AUGUCUCAAAUACCACUUCACGUGACAACUCAAAUGCACGAAGCGGAUAUUCGAGGAGGAUUGUCUAAACCAUCUCCUCAUUGUAUCGCUUAUAAACUCCCUAAAGAAGAAGUAUUAUCCAUUCUUGAGAAAAUCGCGAAAAAGACCACCCCACCAAGACAUGAGACAUCGAUUUACACAACUUCAACCGAUUGGAUUAAUUCACUUGCUAACUCUAUCGCCAAUGAACUUUCCACGGCCUUUAAUUUCCCACCCAAUAAUUUCAUUGAAGCUGGUAGAAAUAUUGCCAAUGUCGUUUCUUGCGUAGGAAAUGGAACGUGGUCAACCGGUAUCACGCCUGUUAAUGCUCUCAAGGAUAUUGAGACCAAUUUUCCUUUGUAUCUUUCGGAUUACUUUGAUCAAUUGUCUGGUUGGUCAAGGGAGAACGCUUUUGAACAAACGUGUUCUAGAAUUACUACAUUAGGUUCUAGCAGUCAACAGAGUCAUGGUGGCUCGGAAUCUGCCUUGUCCGGAAUAUAUGCGAAAAUUAAUUGGAAAUUCGGUGAUAUCAAUCGUCCAUUCAAUACCAACUCAACCACUCCAACAUUCGCCUUGGAUGGUGAACCAAGCACGGGAGAAGUUUAUAGAUACUUUGCAUUAGUUGAUUCUUUUAAACGUGCCAUCUCAAUGAAUGAAAAUGGAUCGAUCACCAAGCACGUUUAUAAUUUCACCGAUCCCGCGCAGCUUUGGAAAAUCGUCACUAUUCCAUUAGUAGCAUGGCGUAAUUCUUCAGGACAAUUCUUGAGCGUUGAAAAUGACCAGUCUGGCACUUUGGGAUUCUCCAAUGGUGAAAACAUUAAUACUCCAAAAUCAGAACAACUCUUUUUAUUCGUUCCUCAUCCAGAUUUCUCGAAUAAAGCAAUUGUGAUUGGACACAAUGGAAAAUUACUUGAAUUCGAUCCAAGAACUUCAAAUAAGUUAUCUUGUAGUUUCGACCUUAAAUCUCCGGCUAGAUUACCUUUUGUAUUAUUUGAUUAUGAACAAAAUAUUUGGCCAAAGAGCGCAAACUUUUUAGCUUCUCGCUUACAACAGCAUUUAAUUGCUACCGCAGCUCCACCGCCCGGUGUAGGAACGCGAGUUAACGUAUGGAAAGCUGACCCAACUGUCAAACGGGUCGGAAUACGAGAGCUUUUCUUAUUAAACAUUGACAUAAAAACUGGACCUAUGGAUUCUUUUUUCGAUACAAAUUCAUCAACCGGACCAAUAUCUCCUGACAAAAAUGGAGAUUUCUUAUUAACAUUCGAAGAUACGCCUUCAAAGAUUCCUGAAUCAGACAACCAUGUUCGAUUUGACGUUAUACAUACCUUUUCGGUCGUUCGAUACGUAUUUAACUUGUUAAGCGGUGAUUUGGAAUAUCUUGAUGGACGUCCUCCUGUAUUAAACCAUCCUUGGGGAGCAAACAAGAGAAUUACCAUCCAUCCUCAUGCUGGAGAAGAUGCUAACGCUUAUUAUAGUCGUGAAGAAGUGGCAUUGAAAUUCUUUUAUUUUAAUGAAGGUGGUGAUCAACCAAUUUAUUUGUGUAGAAGUUUCGAUGUGGUGGCUCACGAAGCUGGCCACCUUUUCUUGGAUAUCUUGCAACCUGGUUGGCUUGCUGAUGGACAAACUGGUGGCUUUCAUGAAGCUUUUGGCGAUUUGUGUAGUUUAUUUACUCUUAUUUCUAUGGCCGAAAUUUCAGAUUUAUUCGUCACUAUGACAAAAGCAAAUUUAAGAAAUCCAGACAAUUUCUUAUCAGCUAUCGGGGAAGAAUUUGGUGAUGCGUUGUUCAAAAAUAAAGGAAAAGGGUUGAGAAAUUUAUCCAACACACUUAAAGGUUCCGAAGCUGAAUCUGAAGUACAUGCUGUAUCCUUGGUUUUCAGCGGAUUCUAUUAUGAUUUAUUGGCGGAUGUAUUUGCAUUAGAAAGAAAUCCAUCCAUCAAGAGUGAUGCCGAAACUUUAAUGGAAGUUGGAACAAACUUGCGAAGAGCCCUCAUAAUCGCAAUACGCGUCUCUUCUGCUCAACCAACACGAACCAAAUUUCAAGAGAUUGCAACGAAUUUGGAUACCGCUCUUGGUACUUUAGGCAGAAAAUUGGGAGUGGAUUUAACUAGUUGGAGAGAAAUUGUGAAAAAACAUUCUAAAGCUAGAGAAUUACCUAUUGCUGGAUUAAAGUAA
Funneliformis caledonium is the source of this 2190-nucleotide messenger RNA. NCBI's taxonomy places the organism in Eukaryota, Fungi, Glomeromycota, Glomeromycetes, Glomerales, Glomeraceae. The record is from the annotation of a GenBank genome assembly.